GACGUCAUUCGGAAAUUUCCCGCCAAAAGAAAAGUUGCGGGAUUGAUUGCGAUGGCUGUUCGAGGCAGUGUAAAUUCUCUUUUUUCGCAAGAUUUUGUCGAGCCAAUCAUUUAUGAGGUAAUUACCUCCUUGGUCGAGCAGAGCCAAUGAAGAACGUAAAAUGGAAAACCACGGAGGAACAAGGAGUUGUGGAGAAAAAAGAGCCCCUGAUGACUAUGACGUGGCAAACAAGAAACAAAGAACUGAACGUUUUAUGAGCAAGAGUCAACUACAGGACACUAAGAGUUCAGGACAGUCUGAACCUGGCAAUCAGCUGGUGCCCUACCAACAUCUACCAAUACAUACCUUACAUACAGAGAACUUUGAGUGCAGUAACCACAGCAAGAUAGAGUUAUAUUCAUUGAUGGUAAAGAACAUCAGCAGGAGGUGCACAGCAGUUACUUUAAAUCCAAUACAACCUGAAAGGAUGAUACAUAUCAUCCUAGAGAGUGCAGAGGCAUCAGAUGAAUUUGUACAGCCCUUAGUUGCUUCUGGCUUGAUCGAGGUAGACAAGAUACAAGACACAUACUAUUUUGGUGCAGCAAGGGACUGUAUUGUUACUGUCGGUUGGGUAGAUAAUCUUGAUCACAAGGAUGAUAUGUAUGGGUACGUUGCUGGACUGGAACAACUAAGCAACAACAAGGAAUCCACUAUCAUAGUGCUUACAUCAGGAAAAGCAACCAAUGCAGGGGUCAAGAUGGGGCAGGUCGUACCAAUUGGAAACCUGAUUUCCUUCUCGAAUGAUGUUGAGUCUAGAACAUCAUUGUUGGGUCCAACAUUCAAUACCUUCAACCCAGAGAAUAAACGCCUUAUGGAGUUGUUACAUGACCAGACCAGACCAGAUGUGUGGUACAGGCAGCGACCCAGUGCUGUCUGCAUGGAUACAAGUCAGAAUGUGCGGUGCAGUGUAGUUAUAGACAGACAUCCUAUUUUCUUGAGAAAACUUUUGGAACAUUUUCGUGGAAAUGACAUCUGUGUGAUAGUUGCUAUCAAUGAAGACAUGGAGCAUAAUGGAGCCAUGGACCACAGGGCAAUGCAGAAUGCCAUCACCAUGUUGCACACAUUCCUGGCAGCUGGAAUAGAUACAGUGUUUCCUCAGGUAGGGCUGGUCAGAAAAGAGCAUACAGAAACAACCUGCAGGCAACUAUGUAACACAGCCCACACUGACCGUAUACGUACCACUGCUGAAAUAAAGUCUCCAACCAGUUACCAACUGCCUGAAACUCCGGACUCUCAGCGACAAACUAAUACUACAAAGGACAUUCCUCCAUCAGUUGAGCCGGCACUUAUCAGUUCAAACAAGCUUACUGACAUUCUGCUGCUGGAGGUGGCAAAAAGGUUACUAGCAAGUGAUGCUAUUGACUUAGGUGUGGCCCUUGGACAAGAACGGAGAAAAGCAAAAAAUCUUGUCAAUUCAUGUGGCCAGCAAUCUGAUGCGGCAGCAGUACAGGAAGUGCUGCAUGCCUGGAGGGAUUCAGUAGGGAGAAAUGCCACUCCAAACAAGCUGAUUGAUGCAUUAAGGGUCAUUGAAAAAACUGAUGUUGCGGAUCUUGUCCUCUCAAGAGUUACUAUGUACUCUUAGUUCAGGGGAAUCAGUGCAAUAUUCCAAUGUAAUAAUAUAGUAUACAAAUGUACUAUAGUAUAGUAUAGUAUAGUAUAGUAUAGUAUAGAUGCUUUAGUACCUGCUCACUGUACAGAUUUUAAUGGAUAGUGUAAUGACUUUUUAGAAGAAAUAUUGUAAUGUUGCAGAAAUAUUAUCAACUGCUCUCUAGAAUGGUUUCUUUAGUGAAUCGAGGGGGAGACAAAAAAGGUAAUGAGCUGAAAACAUCUCAUCAUCAUAGAUGUCACACAUGACAAUGCUCAGGAUCUCUAGACUUGAAAUGAAAUUUCAGAGGAUCAAGGUCACUCCUCUUGCAGCUUUUGAUACUAUCCUAUGCUACCGUAGGAUCUGCUUGGAAAUUACUGAGGUCUUCAAAGUAGUUCUCAAUGGGUAUUUGGUACUACCAUUUUCUAUAUAAUACAAAUGAAUCUAUAGGAUUAAAACUGCAUUUUGAUCAUCAAACUUCAUUUACAUCUGUCAUUUAUGACUACUUCUCUAUCAGAAGAUAAUGAGACAUUAUUCACAAUACACACUAGCAAUUGACACUUGCAGACCUUUAAUAAUCAUUUAGAACAUAAAACAAUUUACAGCUUUUCACAGAUAGUGUAAGGACAGGUUUUGUAUGUGUACUUGUGAAAGCAAAGAACAUGUCUGUAAAAUUAUGUAACCUUCUUGCAGUGUAUUUAUGGUCAUAUAGAAUGACUACAGUACUUGUAUAGCUUUCCAACACAUUUACAUAUUUUUUUCUGUAACAAUAAUACAACCUUUACAAGAUGCACUCAAAAGCCAACAUUUUUCUGCAAGACCCUCCCCCCCAUCCCAACUGAAUCAUAAUCCCUACUAACACCUUUAUCCCCAUCUAUGCUGCAGAAAAUCUUAACUUCUGUAGUGAUCCCUAAAUAAAAAUCAACCUUGGAAAUAUUACAUCGCAACUGCAAUACUUUAAGUGCACAAGACUGAAUGUUACGAAUUGUACCUUUCUAAGAUAAGGAAGCCAAGACAAACAGGUUUCAUUAAGAUACAAUGUGUAUCAAAUGUGUGUUUUCUUCACCAACCAGUGGUCAGUGGCUCACAAGGAAAACUUUCUACCACUUGAGCUAAAAAUUGGCAGCAUGAUGUAACCCCUGAACAGCUAGUAGUAACUGUAAAUUGAGCCAUGUGUUUAAGGCAUUAUGAACAGCCCAUAGGUCAUUAUUGUUUCAAAGAUGAAUCAAAGGUUUUAGAAAGCCUCGUAAUGUGCCUCUAAUCUGGAUAUAUUUACAUGUGUAGAUCGCUGGCCCACCUCUUGCACCCAAGGCCCUGUUUUGAAGAAAUAGGAAGGUGUUCUGCUAACUUGAAACAUCAGGCUUAACAAUUCACACAGUUUGGUUUCUUUCUAAUUGGAAAAUUAU
Molecule: messenger RNA, 3030 nt
Organism: Branchiostoma floridae (Florida lancelet)
Lineage: Eukaryota; Metazoa; Chordata; Leptocardii; Amphioxiformes; Branchiostomatidae
Exons: 5
Coding region: 161-1621 (486 amino acids)
Biological process (GO): signal transduction
Molecular function (GO): protein binding
Source: RefSeq, a predicted model, not a curated record